CGGCGCCUCACCAUUUUUAUUGCAUCAUCCAUUACUCUCCCGGUUCGAGGUGGCCGGUGAAUAGCACUCCCACUUACGAUUACCCCAAUUUACACAGAACUCAAUGGCCCAGUACCAACCUGUCUAGGCUGCGGUGGCCAAAAAACAGAAGAAGAAGAAGAAGGCAUAAGAAAUUGAACCAACCAGAGUUCUCUAUUACAUGGAAGGGAAAGAAACGGAGAACUUCGAUUGGGUCAAUUAGGGUCAUCCAUGAGAUUGAGCAUCGCGCGCUACGACAAAACAGCAAUGAAGUGAGGAGUAGGAACAACAAUAGGCAUGAAUACCGACACAUUUCAAUUUCAAGCCAAAAAACACCGAUCUUGAACAGCUCUGAUUUAAGUAUAUCAUUGAAAUUUUAAAAUAAAAUGGCCAAAAUAACAAGUGGAACAUGGAAAUGUGUCGUCCCAUAUUGUAAAUCUCGUGCUAGAGCUCCUCGUCAUUAUUUUCCAAAAGAUACGGAAUUAAGGAAAAAAUGGAUGGAAGCAAUAUCUAUGUCGCAUGUACCUGAUGAAAAAAUUAAAAGAUGUAAAAUUUGCCAUUUACAUUUUGACGAAAAUUCAUAUCUUAUUAAUUUACAACGUAGACGAUUAAAAAUUGAUGCUAUUCCAAAUCGGAAUUUGCUAACCGUAAAUGAAACAGAUAAUUCUCAGUCUAAUGCAAGUAAGGUUUUAGAUGAAGAAGAAGUGGACGAUCCACAAUAUGAUGAAGUGGACGACCCACAAUAUGAAGUGGACGACCCACUAUAUGAUGAAGUGGACGACCCACAAUAUAACGAAGUGACUAAAACAGUUACAAACCAAUCUUUUCUUGAUGCUUAUAAAUCUUAUAUAAGGACAGUUGAAGAGGAAAAAGCUAUUUUGGAAAACAAUGUAGACAUUGAAGAAGAGACACAACAAGAAACACAGCCACGUAACAAUGUCGGCCUCAACAAAACAUGGGAAUUAUCGCUUUACGAAUUACAUCGCACUCCGCAAGACGCGAUCACCGACAGCACAGAGAUUGCGGUCAGUCCGCGGAGUUUGCACAGCGAGCUCAUGUGCCCCAUUUGCUUGGAUAUGCUGAAGAAGACUAUGACCACCAAGGAGUGCCUCCACCGUUUUUGUUCCGACUGUAUUAUCACGGCUUUACGGAGCGGUAACAAAGAAUGCCCUACAUGCAGGAAGAAAUUGGUUUCUAAAAGAUCUCUCAGACCGGAUCCAAACUUUGAUUUGCUAAUUUCAAAAAUCUAUCCUAGCAGAGAUGAAUAUGAGGCUCAUCAGGAACGAGUUUUGGCUAAACUGAAUAAGUCACAUUCACAAGCUGCACUUGUUAACUCUAUUACAGAAGGUAUUAAGUUACAAAGUCAGAAUCGUCCACAGCGUUCCAGAAAGAAUGCCAACGAAUCUGAAAAUGCAAGCAAUGCAACGUCUUAUAACAAUACACCAAAUAUUAGUGCACCAACAACACCAAAUCCAUCUACAAAUGUAGCAAAUCAAAGUGAUUCCUCUCAAAGUGCGACAGGACCUUUAAAUAGUGGAGGAACAACAUCUAGAAACUCUACCACACCAUCGCCAAAUCCUGCAAAUCAAAUCUCAAAACCAUCAAAACGGCAGAAAAGUCUACAAAAUUCUGAGAAUGAUUCCUCUAGUGCAGAAGCCGAGACUGGCGGUGGUGAUUCUAUGGUUGAUACAGAAGGUGAAGGUCCUAGCGAACCAUUGAUGCUUAACGAAAUUGAACUUGUCUUUAAACCACACCCUACAGAAAUGGCAGGUGAUAAUUCUUUAAUAAAAGCAUUGAAAGAGAACAGUAUUCGCUAUAUAAAAACAACAGCAAAUGCCACAGUGGACCAUUUAAGUAAAUAUCUAGCAAUGCGUUUAACGUUGGAUUUGGAUACUGAACUAUCAGAAUCAGAUAGGUUGUUAAACUUUUGUAUCUAUAUCGCACCUUCACCUGGGCAGCUUGUGGUAUUAAGUGGCUCACAAACAUUACGACAAGUGAACGAUAAAUUCUGGCGUGUCAAUCGACCUUUGGAAAUGUAUUACUCAUGGAAGAAGACCUAGGGAAGGCCUCAAAAAUAUCUAUCAGAUGGGAGCUAAUUGCGUCAUGUUUUAAAGAAAGGAAUGAAUUGCCAUUCAUAUUAUAUGGAAUAUACAGUAGAAUAUAUCAAAUAUGAACAAUACAUAUUAUUAUAUUGUACUGUAUUCAAUUUAAUUCAAUAUUAAGGUAAUAUUUAUAAAAUCAUCGACAAUGGUGCAAUUUUUACAUCUUUAAAGCUGGUUGCCAGUAAUGGUUUCAUUAAUAUAAGAAUUGAAAAGGCAACUAAAACUUUAUUAAACUGUGUGAUUUUAACGACAUUGUACAUCCCGAAUUGCAAUUACCAUUUCACACUAUACACAAUAAUAUCUACAAAAAAGUUUUAUAAAAGGUAUAUAUGUUACAUUCACAUAUAUUCAUACAUGUUCCGUCAUUUAAUGGUUUUAAUAAUCGUUAAUUUAUUUAAACGAUUUUUAAUCACGUGGACCAUGCUGUAUAGUUUGCAGGAAAAGAAUAAAUCUAUGUAAAUACGAAUACAUACGCAUAUUUUUGUCUCUACACAUAGUUUUAGUCCUAUAUGU
Molecule: messenger RNA, 2633 nt
Organism: Trachymyrmex cornetzi
Lineage: Eukaryota; Metazoa; Arthropoda; Insecta; Hymenoptera; Formicidae
Gene: Sce
Product: E3 ubiquitin-protein ligase Sce
Exons: 7
Coding region: 405-2078 (557 amino acids)
Cellular component (GO): PcG protein complex; ubiquitin ligase complex
Molecular function (GO): chromatin binding; ubiquitin protein ligase activity
Source: RefSeq, a predicted model, not a curated record